Messenger RNA from Trypanosoma theileri, 3282 nucleotides. RefSeq lists its product as uncharacterized. NCBI's taxonomy places the organism in Eukaryota, Euglenozoa, Kinetoplastea, Trypanosomatida, Trypanosomatidae. Bases 1 to 3282 code for a protein of 1093 amino acids. The record is from RefSeq and is a predicted model, not a curated record. Gene Ontology annotation, molecular function: protein binding. The transcript has a single exon.
AUGAUUUCUUUGGAGUUUGUGAGCGGCCGCCCUUCUGGAAGCGCGCCAUAUUAUUCUCUUGUUGUCCGUGAGCCGUACACUCUCGGCCGUGCUCGUGAAUGCGAUAUUUUCCUAGACUAUGGUGAUAUCUCGCAGAAGCACGCCUCGCUGAAUGUGAUGCGGCAAAGUCAGGCCAAACAACAAGAACAGCAACAAAAACAAAAACGUCGUGAUGUGAAAGGAGAAAAAAGAGGAUCGAGUGUUCCCACACUUGAGGAUGAUGAGGAUGAAGAUGAUACCGCUCUUCACAACGGCACUGGAGUGGAGGACUUGCACAAGAAAACGUUCUCUGCAGCCGGCACGGCCGUCGACCCGCCCAUUCCGGACACUGCGGAGGAGACGGAAGAUGUGGAGGACGAGACGUCUCCGCUGCGCGAGGCGGAUCCUCUCGUGCUGCGACUCUCCCGCCCGCGCGGUGCCGGACGCGUGGCGGUCAACGACGUGGAGGUUGGCGACGCGCCGGUUUAUCUCCUCGACGGGGCGGAGGUGCAGUUCGGCGCCCAAGUGCGGCUGCGGGUGCGGUACCGGCCGCUCGUCGUGUGCGUCUCUCGCGCGGGGGUCGGCCGCGACCGGGUGCGGGAGCUGGAGUUCAUGUACCACCGCCUCGGGGCGACCCUCACACGCCGUCGUGGCCCCGCCGUCCGCCGCGAUCUCCCGCAGCCCAUCGGUUUGUUGUACGCCACGGAGACCGCAGGCCACGAGGACGCGUGGUGUCUGACGGCACUCGCCGCCGGGUACUCCGUCGUGCUACCAACUUAUGUGUUUGAAUGGUUCGCGGCCCUCGCACAGAGUGCGUCGUCGCCUCUCAGCGUACUGCCACCACCCGUGCGGUUUGAAGUGCCUAUUCUGUGUAACCGCACCUCGGCUGCACAUGCGGCAUGGUACUUGCGGCCAGAGUCGGACGUCUGUCCGUUCCCGCUCUAUCCCAUUCCUUCCAACGCCACCAUUAAGCGCACACGUGAAACACUCUUCGCCGGGAAAGAGUUCUUCUUUGUUUCUGAUGAGGUGGAGGAGCGGUACCGAAAGGCGGUGACGCUUUGUGGUGGGGAGGUGCAUCGAUUGGAUGAAGCCAAUAUCAUAACUACCAAAGGGGUGAAGAAAGAGGCCUCCAUUACUACCGAACCUGAAGAGAUGCCUGAGCCCAUUGCUGUUGAUCCCAUUCCCAUCGACCAUAAUAAUAAUAAUAAUAAUAAUAGUGAUAACCAUGAUAAUAAUGAUAAAAAUACUAAUACUAUCUCCCCUGAUGCUGCCGCUGAUAAUGAGGGCGAUGGGGAAGAUGAUACGCACGGCGAUAAGGAAAUCACUGAGGAUAAAGAGAGGAAAGAAGAAGAGGAAGAAGAGGGCGACAACAACAAGGACAAGGACAACGACAAGAAGAAGAAUUCUCCUGAUUCGGUUCAAGAAGCUGCUCCUCUUGACGGCGGUGUCGCUGAUGCUUCAAGUACUCCUGUUCCCAACAACUGUGACACUUCUGCUUCCUCUAUGGGUGCCACCGUUACUUCUGCCACAUUCUUUAUUGUGGUGGAUCAUGAUAUGGAGGGUGUGUUGCAGCACGGUGAUCCCGAUGAAGAGGCUGCUGCGCAGCAGGUUCUAGAUGAUGCUCACCGCGCAGGUAUUCAAGUUCCUGUGAUUAGUGAACGAAGUCUCUUUUAUUCACUUCUUGCCAACCGCUUCUCUAUUAUUGAGGUUCCAUGGCCACCGGCCCCUGAAGGCAGUCACGUUGAAGGCAGUGAACCAAAUGUCUGGCCGAUCGCAGCACCAGAAAUCGAUGAUGGUGUAAUCGAAGUAAAUGGUGCGCCACAGACUCCAAGGAUGGAAGUUCGCACAACACUUCAAACACCACGAGGGAAUAGAAGGAGGACACCUUCAUCUCGUCGACAUGGAAGUACCCACAAUGAUCGCACUGCAUCAGCCUCUGUGAAUGGCAAAAGGGAAAAAUCGACACCGGUGCAAAAACGCGGACGGAGUCAACAGCGUCUCCGAUUACUAACAUCGGCAGACUUGUGUGAUGCCCUACGUAACCGUGUGAGAGCGUUCGUAGCAAGGGAGGAGCCAAAACUUAUUGAAGGUCUUGUGGGGUCUAAGCGUAAUUUCUUUGUUAAUCCAGAACUGGUGGAGUACGCACACGAAUGUCAAACAUUGGUAAUGCGUUACAUGGAUAAAAUGGAUCAGGUAUUGGCACAAUUGGAUGAAGACUCGCGGCAAGUCAUGGAUAUCCAACGCUGCCAGGAUGACUGCCGUGCAUUGUACUGCAACGCCCAGCAAAUUAUUGACUAUGCCGAAUAUGCAGCUCGACGACCACGACGUGUGUCUAUGAAUGGCGUCCCAGUUCGUCGUUACAUGACCCCAGUGUACAGCUCAAGAGCACAACGUACCACAAUAGGAGGAGAUGCACAACGUCAACAACAACAACAACAGCACCACCACCAUCAACAGCAGCAGCAGCAGCAGCAGCAACAACAACAAGAGUAUGAGAGUGGAGUAAGUCCUCUCAACGUCUCACCUCCAGCCAAGGGGAUGAAACCACCACAGAACCAGACCAUGCGUCGAGGAAGAUCAUCACCCACACGACCUCAAUCGCGUCGUCCCAAGCGGCCAAGUAAAAACUCCAGCCCGCAGCUCAACGCCCAGUCACCGCAGGGCAAUGGCCACAUGGACAGUUCCAGCGAACUCAUUCUCCCCACCCCAGACACAACGGGUCCACUCCCCGCAGAUCACACGCCGAUGCCAUCCUCUUUACUCCUUGGGCGGCGCAUGUCGAACUUCGAACCGCCCGCGACUGUGCGGGCACGUGGUGUACGGCGACGGGCCUCACAUCCCACCAACAACGUACCGCCCACACCCGAAUCCGCCCGGGAGUCGCUGCCAACACCGGUGGUCAUGACGCCUAGGAACACCUCCCUGCGGCGAUCCGCACAGCGCCCGCAAACCCGCGAAAACGCCAGUGAGGCGAGACCACCAGUCGCCCAUCUCCCACUGACGCACGACUUCUCAAUGGUUCAACGGCGCACCACACUUCCACGAACCCCGCGAACCCCGCGAACGCCAAGGCGUGCAAGCCCAGUGAGACGGCAGCUGCCCCCACCACCACCGCAACAACAGCAGCAGAUUCACACACCACGUUCGGUUCGAACCCCACGUGGGGUUGUGUCCCCACAAACUGGGGGAUUAACGGCAUCUGUUAAUGCCCCGGUAGGUCGUCGCCGGUUAGUGCAGUCGGAGAAAAUACUCAGUGCUCGUUGA